AUGUUUGUUCUCAUCUGGGCAGCUCUGCUUUUCUCUGUGAGAGGCUCAUUUGCAUUAACAGGUACCUCAGUGUGGGGAAAUCCAUAUUGUAAAGAUGAAUACUGUGUUACUCUUAAUGAGCGACAACCAACAGCAGAGGCUGGACUCUGUGUUGUGAUCCCGUGUUCCUUCAUGACUGCUGCUGGUUUUAAACCCCAACAUUUAGUUUGGUACAAAUGUGAAGCAAAAAAACCCAAAUGUCCUAAUCCUUUCAUGAUAUUUCACACCAACAACAGCAUUAAAGUUCAGUCUGGAUAUGAAGGACGAGUGUCACUUUUGGAGCCUGAUGUGAGACAGAACAACUGCAGCAUCAUCAUUAAUGAUCUGAAACGGUCUGAUUCUGGAUUGUAUCAGCUCAGAGUUAAUGGUGAACUGAAGAGGGAACAAGAUGGAUUUACAUUCAUUCCUAAAGUAAAUGUCUCUGUUAAAGGUCUUAAACAGAAGCCCACAGUAACGAUUCCCACACUGACAGCAGGACAGUGGGCCACACUGACCUGCACUGCUCCUGGUCUCUGCUCUGGAUCUGUACCUCAAAUCAGCUGGACAUGGAGAGGAGCAGGAGGGACUAAAUCUCACAUUACAGGAAACAUCACCUCUUUUAGGACUAAGAAUACAACUGCUUUCACACAGACACACACCUCAACUUUGACCUUUAAUGCUUUGGCUAAACACCACAACUCCAGAAUCAUCUGCAAGAUCAGCUUCACAGGUGAAACAACUACAGAGAGAAGUGCAACUUUGAAUGUAACCCAUGUGAAGAAAGUUAAAAUCACUGGGCCUAAAAGUGUGCAGGAGGGUGAGACUCUGAAUCUGACCUGCAGUGUUAAAAGUUUCCCUCCAUCUCUGGUAAUGUGGACUAAAAUUAAUUCUGACAUAAACCUGCACAGUGACUCUGGAUCAGCCUCACUUUUCAUCCAGAAUGUGACAGCAGAACAUUCUGGACUGUACGUCUGCACAGUUAAACAUAUGAACACCCCCCUGAAAGAUAACAUCACUCUAACAGUGAUAUACAGAAGGAAACCUCAGAUCACUGGAAAUACAGCUGUUAAGGAGGGAGAUGUUCUGAAUCUGACCUGCAGUGUUAAAAGUUUCCCUCCAGCUGUGAUUGUGUGGAAAAAACGUAGCCCCAACACAGACCUUCAAAAUGGAACUUACACUGACCUGCACAAUCACACUGGGUCAGCUACACUCUUCAUCCCAAAUGUGACAGCAGAACACUCUGGACAGUACAUCUGUACAGCAAAACAUCUGGAUACAACCAUGACUGUACCUGUCAAUGUGGCUGUGGCUUACAGAAGGAAACCUCAGAUCAUUGGGAAUACAGCUGUUAAGAUGGGAGAUGUUCUGAAUCUGACCUGCAGUGUUGAAAGUUUCCCUCCAGCUCUGAUUGUGUGGAAAAAACGUAGCCCCAACACAGACCUUCAAAAUGGAACUUACACUGACCUGCACAGUAACACUGGAUCUGCUACACUUGUCAUUCCAAAUGUGACAGCAGAACAUUCUGGACUUUACAUCUGUACAGCAAAACAUCUGGAUACAAGUGUGAAGUCAUACAUUGAUGUGAUUGUGACUUGGUUUUCAAAGAUCCUCGAUGGCUCCGGAUGUGUGCUUCAGUCAGAGGGUUUGACCUGUGUGUGUAUCAGUGAAGGGCUUCCUUUACCUACCAUCAAAUGGCCGCUGCUGAAACACCACACUGAGUACUCCGUCAUUACCACUGUGACAAACCACACAGUCAACAGCACUGUCAGUCUAACUGUAAGAAACAAUGGCAACAGCUCUGUUGAAUGUGUCAGCAACAAUGGAAAUGGAGAAGCAAAAGAAAACCUCCCAAUCAAAAGAAACUUGGCAGAAAAAAAUGGUCAAUCAGCAGUUUUUAGGCUGAAAUACCUAAAAAUCAUCAUUGCCUUUUUGACUGGGAUACUUCUUACAUCAAGCAUUUGUUGUUUGGCCCAAAGGUGCAACAGAAAAAAAGGGAAAAGCUCUGGAAAAUCGGAUGAGACUUUGGAGAUGCUGACACAUCAAGAUGAUAAUCUGGUAUAUUAUGAUCAGGCAUUACAGGAGAAUCAGACCCUGAACUCUAACAGUGAGCCAAAAGAAGUGGAGUACGCCAACAUUGAUUUUUCCCUGUUGAAUAGAAACAGUGCCAGGGGUGCAAGAAGGAGGCAAGAGAGCACAAAGACAGAGUAUGCUGAAAUUAAGAAAGCAGUCAAAGAAGAACAGGAAAACGAUGUUGGGAGGGGGAGAGAAAUAUCGGAGGGCGAAGAAGAGAAGGUCGUCAUGGAGUUAGAGAUGAAAUGCUGUGAACCAGAAAAGGACGAAGGAGUUGAGGCAGUGUACUCCACUGUGAAUGAUAUAAUGGAAGAAAUUUGAGGAAUGUUUAAUUGUGGAGUUGUCUGGGAUAAAAAUUCUUUGAUCUCAUCAGAUGUGAUGGAUUAUUAUGGUGAACUGAAAAUUUCUGUAAUUCCUUGAAAGAACGAUGAGCUUUGGAUAAUUUCCACUGUGCUCUGAACUUCAUACCUCUACAUACGUACUACAGCAGCGACUAUGCAAAUUCAUUAAUUCAUACAUUGAGGGAUGAAAGUUGGACAAAAUUUCCUUAUCCCAUUGUCAUUGUGUCCUUUUAAUACAAUUUCUGGAUAAAAUUCUCAGCCUUGAUA
Molecule: messenger RNA, 2696 nt
Organism: Archocentrus centrarchus (flier cichlid)
Lineage: Eukaryota; Metazoa; Chordata; Actinopteri; Cichliformes; Cichlidae
Product: sialic acid-binding Ig-like lectin 10
Exons: 10
Coding region: 1-2409 (802 amino acids)
Biological process (GO): cell adhesion
Cellular component (GO): plasma membrane
Molecular function (GO): sialic acid binding
Source: RefSeq, a predicted model, not a curated record